CGUGGACAGAUGCUGACAUGCAAGUAGGGAUGGGGGAUGGGGCUAAUAAUAAGGAUAGAAUGGAUCGGAAGAAACAUAAUCUGUUUGGGCGUGGUGUGAAGCAGUAAAGACUUUGAUUCAAUCUCCACAUUGCCGUCGGUCCUUCAAUGCUGUUUGUGGAAAGAGGCUUUGAGACGUGUCAACCGCUAGUCUUGUCCUCAAUUUACACUUCCGCGUUAAGAGAAUUGCGAUCUUUGCACUGUUUGGGGGCUUGUCGGUAUGUGAUGAGUUUUAUGGACGUUUUUAGCUUGAAUUAUUUUGACUCAAUGUUUUGUUCUCGAGGCUGGGGUCCACAGUAAUCAGGCUGAAACUCACUCUAUUAAAUUUCGAACCUUUAUGUGCCUAGCAGGUUUCGAACUCGAGACCUCUCACUAUUUUGACUCAAUCCAUCAAAUAUAAUCACAUCAGAUCAAAUCAGAUUAGAUCAAUUUCGAUCGUUAUAAAAUAUGCACAGAUCAAACAUUUAUCACACAGAUCAUACCAGACCAGAUCAAAUCAUUUCAGAUUAGAUCAUACCAGCAAAGAUAAGUCCGACUAAAAAUGUUCUAUCCUUGAACUUGUGCUUUUUUUCCUAGAAGAAAUAAAGAAAUCACACAUAUUUACAUUUUAGGUGAGAAUAUGUGUGAAAAAGAAAUCAUAAAUGAGACUUGGAGUAUAGAAAAUAAUGUGCUUUUGUUGUUAUAGACUUUGCCAACUUUGAAUUAGGUGAGAUGUAAAAAUAAUUUAAAAAAAAUGCAUGUACUAUUGAGAUUUCUACCGGAGAGAGAAAUGAGCAAGACUAUGUACAAAUUGCUACUUGGAAAGUGACAAAAAUUUUCUAACAAUUAAGCGAGGCAGAGGGAGUAGUAAAAUACAAAUAAAACAAACGUGUAGGGACACGCGUAAUGAAAAAGUGAAAAUGGAAAUGAAAAAUAAAGAAAAUCAAGAAAUAGGUGAGAGAUUGACAAAAAGCUUCUAAGACACAAAAACAUUGACAAAAGAAAAAAAAUGUGCCGAAUAAGAUGUUGAAUACAAGGAAAAGAGAAAAGGAGAAAAAAAACGUAGUACGGAGUAUAUUUAAAAAAUCAACGAACUUAAAAAACACUGAAUUAAGAUACGGAGUACCACGUUAGUUCUUCGAUAGUUACAAAUUACAAUAGUGUUUAGAGCCUUUCUCGUUUCCUCUUCUUUCUUUUUACCAAUACAAUUAAACACACACAAACAUACAUAAAAGAAGAUAUCACAGCCUGCAUGAGCUUUAUAGCAAUAUACUGUCGUGUUUUAAACCCCAUAAUGUCAAAAUAUGGUAGUAAAACUUCAGAAUGUCAAUAAGUUAUUCUUGUUUAGAGAGAAACCAUACUGUAGUUUAAAUGUUACGCUUUUUGCCACUUAAAACUUUGUGAUCUUUCCUUUUUUUAUUAUUCGAAAAACUUUGCCACUUUGCUUUUUGUCAAUCAAUUUACAGUUCUUAUCAUUUCUCUCAACUAUUCACAAAUCACAAUCACACAACUUUUACAUUAUUAUUUCUCAUUCCGACCAGGCAUGUUUUGAGAGACAUAGGAAGUACAUUGCUUUACUCAUCUUUCAUAUAGGGGUAUCUAAUUGUUUAUUACUCCCUCUGUUUUAUAAAGCUCUUCUAAGUAGUUCUGACUUACACUUUAGGUUGUCCCAAUUUUUUCUCAUUUCCCUUUUUAUAAAGUUUUGUGUGGCUAAUUCAUUUACAUUUUUCUUACUCAACCACGACUAUAGAUUUCUAUUUUAUUUCCACUUUCGUUAACUAUGAUUCAAGUCAAAUUAGGAAGAACUUUGUGGUAUGGAGGGAGUAUUUGGUAUUACCUCUUACCCAUUUGCAUUUUUAACUUUGAAUUGAGUGAGAAAUAAGUAAAUUAAAAAUUGUAUAAUUGAGUUUGUGCAGAGCAGAGAUAAAUGAGCCAAAUCGCAAAUUAAUUACUUUAAUGAGAAUAUGACACAAUUUUGGUAUCACAAAAAGAAGUUGACAGUCCAAUUAGAUCGAGCAAGUAUAUUUUUGUUUUGUACUUGAGUUAUAGUGAAAGUUUGAAACCAUCUUCAUAGUUACUUCUAUUAAAGAGCAAAUCAAUAAUAACAAAUUCUCCCAUAAAAGGUGAUCAAAUUUGACUUACACGUAUAAUAAAAAAGUAAAAAUUGUGCGGUUGAGAUUUAUGCAGAGUACAGAGAAAUAAAUUCAAUCACAUAUUCAUUUACUUUAAAUGAAAUUGAGAAAGAUUAGUCAAGAUAAGAAAAUUGGGCAAAGUUUAAUAGAACGAAAGGAAUAGAAGAUUGCUUAAGUACGUUAUUUUUGUUUCCACUUCAACACACUCGGUAUAUACUAUGGUCUUACUCUAAAUUGAUCACUGUAUCCAAAUUUACCUAUAUUACUAAAACUCAUGUCAAUUUCCAUAAUAUAACCUGAUAAAAUAUAAAGAAAAUAAAUGUCCAAAAAGACCUCAAAAACAUGUGUAGUCCAAAAAUAAAUAAAGAAGAAACACAUCCCUUAUUUUUCAUUCAUUAAAGCUUACACUAUAGCUAAAAUUGGUAAUCAUAUACUAUCUUUAUUAGAAACAUGUUUCAUUUAAUAACUCGCGUCUCUUGUCUGCUUCUCACCAUUUUCAUCUUCAGCCUUUUCCAACUUCUUCAAUCAUGAAUUUUCUUUUUCCUCCGAAUCCUGCAAUAAGGGAGAUACUUUUAUAUAAUGUCAUUACUAUACUGCAAUAAUAUGCUGCACUAGUUAAUGCAGGAUUUAACUUGUGUAUAAAAUACAUGCAUUGAAUGAGUUUUUAUUAUUUUUUUAUGGUUAAGUUGGUAAUAUGUUUGGUGAUUAAGAAGAUCGAGUGUGUAAGUAAUUCGUGCCUUGUUGGUUGUCUAUGUAAUGCAUUAACAUUGACAGUAAGUGCAUUAGAUUGUAGGGAAAAGUGUCAAAUAGGUCCUCGAACUUUCAUAAAAAAGUCAAUUAAGCCCUUCUAUAGGAAACUCUGUCCGGUCUUCGCGAUUUGGGACGGUUCCCGGUGGAAUUUUUUGAUGAAUUUUUUUGAGCAUUUUAUUCAUCAAGUCUAGUUUACUCAUACCAAAUUUCAGCUAAAAAUUUAAUCGCGAGCGCAUUCAAAUUAAUUCGAGAACGCAAAAAUGCGCAGUUAUCUUCAAGAAUUAAUUUGAAUGUGUUCCCGAUUGAAUUUUUAGCUGAAAUUUGGUAUGAGUAAACUAGGCUUGGUGAAUAAGAUGCUCAAAAAAUUUCAUCAAAAAAUUCCACCAGGAACUGCACCAAAUUGCGACGGCUGGACAGAACCUCCUAUAGAAGGACUUAAUUGACCUUUUUAUGAAAGUUCGAGGACCUAUUUGACAGUUUUCCCUAGAUUGUAUGGCAUGAGAUGUCUUCCUAAGGAUAACAAUAACAAACUAGUUCCUGUCAUUACAUUUUAUUAUUUGAUUGGGGAACAUAAGCACUCAUGUGUAGAGUGUAGAGAUGGCUUGCAAUUAAACAUGAUCAUACAUUACUUAUGUAGCAAUGGAAAAGUUUUAAAUGAAAACAUGCAUUGCACUAAAUGAAAAAAUUCAUUACACUAAUUUUGGCGACUUAACAUAAAAAUAUGGAAUUCAUCAUUAAUUGGAGAAAGUGCAUCUUUAUUGGUAUGUGUGGUACUAUCAAUCCUUUUAAACUAAUCUCAUGUAUUACACAUAUAGUUAGCACAUCACGGCCAACAAUCUUCCCCUUUUUGGGUUAACAAAUGAUAUACAUCAAGCUAUCAGAGUAGGAGUUUUUUAGAAUAAAGCACUGUGUUUCCACUUUUAGAAGCAAUUUUAGCAUAGAACAAACAAACCAACUAAUUCAAGUAAUUGCACCCCCUAGUAUAAGCUACUCUCUCAUGAUAUCUACUCGAUCGGUAUAUAUUUUUCUCUUUUGGAGCAGUUAAGGAGUGAUACUAUUAAUCCUUUUUAACUAAUAUCAUGUAUUACACAUAUAGUUAGCACAUCACAGCAACAGUGCAACACAAGCUAAGGGAGCCAAAUUCCCAAGCAUGCAUAUACACAUAAAGUUUGAUAUCAAAACAAUACAUCAAUUUGAAAGGUUACUGGAUUGAGACUUGUGAAACAUGCAUAUUAGUAUAUUCCCAACCAUUUUUGGAUUUUGGAAUACCCAAUGAGUUUAAACAAGUGUUAAAUUUUGGGAGAGACUCAUAGCCUCAUAGGUACAAAAACAUUGAUAAGUUUUGGGCAAUUGAAUCAAGGGUCGAUUCCAACAGUGGAAUCAACGGUUCACCAGUUGAUCGUUGAUCCUUCCGUUUACAACAAAAAAAAAGAUUUAAGGUCAUUUUGUCAUUUUUCCAUUGAAUUGCUUGUCUUGAAAUGAUGACUGAUUUCCAGGUCAAAGCGUGUAAAACAAGAUUGUAAUUUAAUGAUCAUUGUCUCAUAAUUUAAUUUCUAAGAUCCACGUUUUUUAGGAAAUGGCAUGUGGGGAUCCUUAAAUUCGGUUUGUUUUCUUUCUUAUCUUUGCUAACCAACAUGGUUUUUACCCAUCAUGACGAAUUCACGAUGAUUAUACAUUUAUACAUAGCUAUGUACAGCAAUAAUCUAUCUUCAAACAGUUGAAUAUUGGUAUAGAAAUGGAUGGCCAAAUGAAGAACUUAAAACGUGCGCAUACGUAACUUCAAUAAUAACUCGUUCAAAAGUUGCCAAAUGCCAACGUACUAUGGACCCCGGCCUGGAGCUUUCAUCUUCAUUUAUGAACAAGAUCAGAUACCUUCACUGUUUUGGAUGAAUGGAUGAUGUGUACGUUGAGUGAAACACGUGAUGACACCGUUAGUUUGGGACACGACUUGAUGGGUUCUCAUCAAAGUUCAGUUCAUCCGUACUCUCACCCGGUCCGCCCGAUCUGCAUUCAAACAUAGCCAACUCUCUUCUUGAUGACAAAUUAUAAUGUAUAUCUCCGGUUGGACAGUAUUGGGGAUCCAAAUGAUGAGCGAGCUAGCUUGAAUAUGGGGUUUUUUCGAUUUGAAGUUCCGCCCGUCGCCGGUUAUGGAGGUGGGAGCAGGUUCGAAGUUUCUGGCAGAAGGUUAAAGCAACAUUUUUACAUGGAUAGCUUCGUGGACAAGUACAAGAAGAUGACGAUUGGGGCAGAGGAAGAAGAAUUGGAUCUAAAUGAAGCUGAUGUUAAGGUUGUGGCGCAUGAGCGCCGGGCGCGUCCCCCUCCUGAUCCACCGCCUUGGAGUGCAAGCAAAUCUAGGAUUUGGAAGAAGAUGGAUGAACUCUAUUUUAAUUCCAUUUGAUUCAGUUUGUGUUUUUCUGUCGAAUUGCAUUUUGUUUUGGACGUGUUACUUUUUCCUAGUAGAGAUAUUCUUGAAUUUAGGUUAGGUGAUGAGAAGUUUGGUUUGCCAGUCAUUGACUCAGUUAAGCCCAUUACAGGAUCCGUGAAUGUUAUUGCUUCUACAGAGGUGAUGGAUUCUCAGUCUGGUUCGAGAGCGGACGGCGGACAUAAGGCUUUUUAACAUUUUGUUUACUUUUUUUAUUAUAUUAUCAAUCAUGUGACGAAUGCUAUUUUGAUUUAAUAUAUUAAGAAUUAUGUUCUUUCGAUC
This is a messenger RNA of Cuscuta epithymum, 5603 nucleotides long. The record is from the annotation of a GenBank genome assembly. NCBI's taxonomy places the organism in Eukaryota, Viridiplantae, Streptophyta, Magnoliopsida, Solanales, Convolvulaceae.